Messenger RNA from Diaporthe amygdali, 555 nucleotides. RefSeq lists its product as uncharacterized. Bases 1 to 555 code for a protein of 184 amino acids. The record is from RefSeq and is a predicted model, not a curated record. The transcript has 3 exons. Lineage: Eukaryota; Fungi; Ascomycota; Sordariomycetes; Diaporthales; Diaporthaceae.
AUGCCUGGAGUCCCACCCAACGCACUCAAUAACUUGAAGGCCAAGUUCAGAGCCGUCUUCAAGAAGAAGGACGAGAAGAAGGCCGAGUCCAAGCCCGCUGAGGCGACCAAGCCAACUGAAACGACUCCUGCUACUGCUGCUGCUGCUGCGGAGCCAGCCAAGACCGAGACCGCACCAGCUGCCGCUCCCGCAGCCACUGCCGACGCCUCCAAGCCCGCCGAGGAGCCCAAGAAGGAGGAUACUCCCGCUGCACCCGCGGCUGCCGCUCCCGCUACAACAACCACCGAGGCCGCUCCCGCUGCCCCCGCCGCUGAAGCAGCGAAGCCGGCCGAGGAGGCCAAGCCAGCUGCCACCGAGGCUGCCCCGGCUGCCGAUGCCGCUGCCCCAGCAGCAGCUCCAGCCGCUACAACCACCGAGGCUACUCCUGCUCCCGCUGCUGCCACCGAGGCCGCGAAGCCAGCUGAGGCCGCAAAGCCCGCUGAGGAGGCCAAGCCCGCCGAGGAGACUAAGCCUGCCGAGGAGGCCAAGCCUGCUGCUACCGAGCCUGCGAAGUAA